This is a messenger RNA of Vitis riparia (riverbank grape), 10031 nucleotides long. RefSeq names its product disease resistance protein RPV1-like. Gene Ontology annotation, biological process: defense response; signal transduction. The coding region runs from base 819 to 4577 and encodes 1252 amino acids. The transcript has 13 exons. The record is from RefSeq and is a predicted model, not a curated record. Gene Ontology annotation, molecular function: ADP binding; protein binding. NCBI's taxonomy places the organism in Eukaryota, Viridiplantae, Streptophyta, Magnoliopsida, Vitales, Vitaceae.
UAGUCUCUAUUCUUCUUUAUUGAAGAACGAUAGCUAGGGUUUCUAUUCGUCUCUCAUUCUAUGUAUUGUUUUGUUUCUCUUUCUUGGGGGCUUACCUUUGUUUGUGAAUCAGAACCUAUGCUCAAUUAGCUUAAGAAUUACCCAGUAGUUUGUUUGAAUCGGGGGGAGUUUGGGUGGGAGAGCCUAGGGUUUGUGAUUUGGGGGGUUUUGGUGUGGUUGAGGUGGGGAGGGAAAGAUUGAAUCUUGGGGAUUGUUUUUGUUGGUGGGGUUUUGAAGAUGGUGGGGAAUCGUGGAUCGGUUGCCGUCUGAUCGCUGCUUUUCCGGUGGCGAGCAACUGUCCGAUUUGAGGGGUGGGGGCUUUUGUAUCGAAACUCGAAACCGCAAGCGGGCGAAGACGUCCUCAGCAGCCCCUUCUUCUGGACCCACCACCCGGUUGAGCAAGCGACCUCGUAUCUCUUCUUCUUCUUCUUCGACGAUCCCAAUUCCAUCGAACCCCAACGCCCACGCUGUAGUGAAAAAAUAAUUUCGAGGGGAGCGGGGCUGCACUUUGACCGAAGCCAGCGCGUUGAUCGGCAGAAAUAUCGGAAAUUUCCCGAAAAAUCGGCAAAAACCGAUAUUUGCCGAUUUUUCGACGAUAACUUCGAAAAAGAGCGAAAUUCCUUCCAACCGAUUAUCGGUCCUCAAUGUCGUAUCGAGUUUCACCGAUGGCCGAAAUAUCGGCGAAAUUUCGCGGAUAAAAAUCGACAUUUCAAUCACUGCCAAAGACCUUCUCUCUCUUUUUCCCAGACUUUUGCAGGUGCAGCACAAACAAUCCAAAAAUGGCCUCUACCAGCGCGCAGAAAGCCUCUUCUUCUACUUCUACUCCUCAUAGUUAUGAUGUGUUUAUAAGUUUUAGAGGUGAAGACACUCGCAAAAAUUUCACCGAUCAUCUCUAUACAACUUUGGUUGCAUAUGGAGUUCAUACUUUCAGAGAUGAUGAAGAACUUGAGAAAGGAGGAGAUAUUGCAUCAGAUCUCUUGAGAGCCAUUGAAGAAUCAAAGAUUUUCAUUAUUAUUUUCUCGACAAAUUAUGCUAACUCCAGGUGGUGUUUAAAUGAACUCGUAAAAAUUUUUGAGUGUACGACACAAAAGCAAUCAACAAUUUUACCAAUUUUCUAUCAUGUGAAUCCAUCGGAUGUACGAAAACAGUCGGGAAGUUAUGGAGAUGCGUUUGUGGACCACGAAAAAGAUGCAGACGAGAAGAAGAUGGAGGUGAUACAAAAGUGGAGGACUGCCCUGAACCAGGUAGCUAGUCUAUCCGGAUUGCACGUUGAUGAACAAUACGAGACACUGGUUCUCAAGGAAAUUACUGAUGACAUCAUUAGAAGAUUGAAUCGUAAGCCUUUAAAUGUGGGCAAGAAUAUAGUUGGAAUGGAUUUUCAUUUGGAAAAGUUGAAAUCGUUGAUGAAUAUCGAGUUGAAUGAAGUUCGUGUGGUUGGGAUUUAUGGAAUUGGUGGGAUUGGUAAGACUACUAUCGCCAAGGCUGUUUAUAAUGAUAUCUCAUAUCAAUUUGAUGGUAGUAGUUUUCUUAACAAUGUUAGAGAAAGAUCCAAAGACAAUGCACUUCAAUUACAACAAGAACUACUUCAUGGUAUCUUAAAGGGAAAAAGUCUAAAAGUAAGCGAUAUGGAUGAAGGAAUUCAGAUGAUAAAGAGGAGUCUUUGCUCUAAAAGGGUUCUUGUUGUUUUUGAUGACGUGGAUGAUUUGAUGCAACUAGAAAACUUGGCAGAAGAGCAUAGUUGGUUUGGUCCAAGAAGUAGGAUCAUCAUAACAACUAGACAUAAACGUUUUCUAACCCAAUAUGGAGUCAAAGAAUCAUAUGAAGUUCAAAAACUGCAUGAUGAAGAAGCUAUUGAGCUGUUUAGUUUGUGGGCUUUCCCACAAAAUCUUCCUAGCGAAAUUUAUAAAAAUCUCUCCUACCGGGUAGUAGAUUAUGCUAAAGGUCUUCCACUAGCACUUAAAGUUCUAGGUUCUUUUCUCUUUAAAAAGACAAUAAGUGAAUGGGAAAGUGCAUUAUGUAAACUUAAAACAAUACCCCAUAUGAACAUUCAAAAUGUACUCAAAAUGAGCUAUGAUGGACUCGAUGAUGUGGAAAAGGGAAUAUUCCUUGAUAUUGCAUGUUUUUUUAAAGGGAAAGAUAAAGAUUUUGUUUCAAGAAUAUUGGAUGAGGAUUUCUAUGCAGAAAGUGGAAUUGGGGUUCUCCAUGAUAAGUGUCUCAUAAGUAUUUCUGAAAACAAGUUAGACAUGCAUGAUUUGUUACAACAAAUGGGGUGGGAAAUUGUUCGCCAAGAAUGUCCAAAAGAGCCUGGAAGACGAAGUAGAUUGUGGGAACAUGAUGAUGUUUAUCGUGUACUAACGAGGAAUAUGGGGACCGAAGAAAUUGAAGGAAUAUUCCUAGACAUGUCUAGAUCAGAGCAUAUACAAUUUACGACAGAAGCUUUCAAAAUGAUGAAUAGACUUAGAUUGCUCAAAAUCCAUCAAGAUGCUACAUAUAAUUCUGUAGUAAAAUCUUGGAUGGUUGUGGACCCUUCUCAAGUGCACCUCUCUGAAAUGCACGUUACUGAAGAAUUUGAAUUUCCAUUUUAUGAGUUAAGAUAUCUCCAUUGGGAUGGAUAUGCUUUACAAUCUUUGCCAUUGAAUUUUCAUGCGAAAAAUCUUGUCGAACUCAAUUUGCGGUUUAGCAACAUAAGACAACUUUGGAAAGGAAAGGUUCUUGAAAAAUUAAAGGUCAUCAAUCUCAGUUAUUCACAACAUCUCAUAAAAUUCCCAGACUUCUCAAGUGUGCCAAAUUUGGAAAUUCUAAUCCUUGAAGGGUGCAUAAGCCUUGAGUCUCUUCCAAGGGGCUUCUAUAAAUUGCAAUGCCUACAAAUUCUAUCUUGUCGUGGCUGUUCAAAGGUAAAAAGAUUUUCAGAAAUCAAGGGCAAUAUGAGAAAGCUAAGAGAGCUUAAUUUAAGUGGAACAGCAAUAAUGGAGGUACCACCAUCAAUUAAACACCUAAAUGGUCUUGCAGACUUGGAUUUGGGAAAUUGUAAGAACCUUGUCAGUCUUCCAGAGAGUAUUUGUAGUUUGAAGUCUCUUAAAACUCUCAAACUGAAUGACUGUUCAAAGCUAAACAGCUUUCUAGAAAUCAAGGGUGGUGAUAUGGAAAACCUAAGAGAGCUUGAUUUAAAUUCAACAGCUAUAGAAGAGCUUUCAUCUUCAAUUGGACAUCUAAAAGCUCUUGAAUACUUAAGUUUGGCAUAUUGCAAAAGCCUUGUGAGCCUUCCCGACAGCCUUUGUAAUUUGACCUCUCUUAAAAUUCUUGAAGUUCGUGGCUGUUCAAAACUCGAAAAAUUGCCGAAGGACCUAGGGCAGUUGCAAUGUUUAGAGAAACUUUCCUUAGCAUCCAUUAGCUGUGCAUUGCCUUGUUUGUCAGGUUUAUGCUCCUUAGGAUUCUUAGAUCUAAGUAAGUGCAACCUAACACAAGGAGUAGUCCAGAGUAAUAACUGCUUGUCCUCAUUAGAGGUACUACUGAUGGGAAAUUGCAAGGUAAUGGAAGUAGAGAUCCUCAAUCUUAUUUUCCACCUAUCAUCAUUGGAGAUGUUAGAUCUAAGUAAUUGCAAUCUAAUGGAAGGAGAAAUCCCCAGUGAUAUCAGCCACCUAUCAUCACUGGAAGAAUUAUAUCUAUAUGGGAACCAUUUUAGUAGUAUACCUACUGGCAUCAAUCAACUUUCUAGGCUGGUAGGCCUUGAUUUAAGUCACUGCAAGAAGCUUCUACAAAUUCCAGAACUUCCAUCAAGUCUACGACUUUUACAUGCACAUAGCUCACCUGGUACAUUAUCAAGCCCCUCAUUUCUGCCACUGCACUCUCUAGUCAAUUGCUUCAAAUCAGCAAUUCAGGAUGUUGAAUGCAGGAGUAAUUCAGGUGAAGUAAAUUUGGGUGCUUCUAACUAUUUAGGCGAGGGAAUUUGUAUCGUUAUUCCUGGAAGUAGUGGAAUUCCAGAGUGGAUAAGUAUGCAGGAAAUGGGAAGUGAAGUAACAAUGGAGCUUCCUGAGAAUUGGUACCAAAAUAACGAUUUCUUGGGAUUUGCUUUAUGCUGUGUUUAUGUUCCAGUCGAUGAUGAACCCGAGGAUGAAUCAGAGCAUGAAUCUGUGCAUACAGUAGAGAAUGAGUCAGGUGAUGAAUCUGAGCUUGAAUCUGGAGAUGGAUUUGAGACUGAAUUAUUUCCAUCCGCUUGCCGCUUUGAAUGUGCUUUGACUAUCCAUGGUGAUCAAUCAAAAUAUGUGGAUCAUCUUUCAUUUUACUCUGAUUGCGAAUGUUAUGUUGAUGACAAUGAUGGCGAAUCAAAUCAAGUGUGGGUGAUAUGUUAUCCCAAGGUUGCUAUUGACCAGAGGUAUCGCUCUGAUCAAUGGACACACUUCAUGGCUUCAUUUAAGGGCUUUUACAACUUUGGUGAAAGAACCUUUAAAGUGAUGAAGUGUGGGAUUCAUCUUAUAUAUUCCCGGAACCUUAAUGAUUUGGUGGAAAAGUCAAAGUGGAAGAGAAUGCAGUCCAUCUAAUGUAUGUCAAGAUCAUGAACAGAACCUUAUGCCCAUUACAGACGAUGCUAAGAGAAACCAUAAAAGAUUCAGAGGAUCACAACACUAAUCUCAAGCUUUAGAUUCACUCACACUUGCUUCAGUAAUGCUCUGUUUAUUGGACACAGGAGACUUGGAGUGAGUACUAAUCUAGCCACAGUGGACCUCAACCUGAAGGCCAAAUUCUUAGGGCGACGCUAGGAUUAAUAAAGCCAUUGUUCCGAUGAAUUCACUCUUUACUGUUGAUCUGAAGAAAAUGACACAAGUCAUUGCAGCUUAGCUGAUGAGUCAAAGCCCCAAUACUUAUUGAUUGAGGCAAGAUGAGAAUCUUAAAUAAGGAAUAAGCAGUCAAAUAACGAUGAGAAGAGCAUUUCCAUUUUUAGUAUAAAUUUGGUUUCCAAUGUUUUGAGAGAGAAGAACGGGGAAAGGAAGAAGGGGGUAUGGUUUUGUGGUGGGUGUCUUCUAGCUGCUUCAUCUUCAUCUUAUUCUCCUUUCCAUAAUAUUUUCUGCAGCCAUUUUCAAAAACCCAUAAUCACCAGCACCACCUUAGCCUCCAUAACCUCCACCACCAUCCACAACUACAACUUCUCACCAUUCUGGCACUGCCAACCCCAUGGAGCUUAAAGCAACCCUGGUCACCAUGACCAUCCACAAGCACUGCCCUCUAUGAGCAUCACCAAGUGAAGCAUGCCAUGAGCUCUACAACCUCCACUGUCCAUGUCAAGCUCUCACGGUUUCACACCACCAGUAAUUAUCUGAAGAUUCCCCUCCUUCAUUGGCAUUGCAGCGCUCGAGCUUCUUGCCAAGUGGCAAGCAUGGUGUUGGAGUCAUAUUCUAACUCGACGCUAGCUAAAACAUGAAGCAUGGUGUCCUCAUCUAAUAUGGAUGUUCAAAAGUUCCAAGAUUGUCGGCAAACAUCUUCAUUUUUGGUAAGAUAAUCAUCCAUGGACGUUGACCCUUUUCUUGUUUGGAGUUAAAUUUUUUAUUGGAAAACUGUAGAACAAGCUUCGGAUGCAUACACCAUUUCCAACGCCUUCUAUGUCUCAUGAGUUGUUGAGAGGCUCACUCUCUUGGGUAAAAUGCUAUGUAAAAUUGAAGACUAUAACUAACACAGUAGUCUAUGAUCUAUCCUAACCCAUUUCAUGUAGGUUGGACUGAUGUUAAAUCUAGUUUCACCAGGCUUCUCCAUUGGUGGGAGCAACUUUUUUGGGAGUUUGUAUCUCAAAUAGAUAACUAUCUAAGUCAUGUCCUUUCAUAGUCGUAAUGAUGACGGAUUUUCAAAAUUGUUCCAAUCUAGUUUUAUUGGAAAUCUAAAGCUCCUAAUAUUGCCCAGCAAAGAGUUGUUAGUAAUGAAGGAUUAAGGCAGAUCAAUAUUGAGUGCUAAUGCAGUUGAGUCUACUACUGUCAUAGAUGGAAAGGAAUGCAAGUAUGCUGACUAGGCUUUAAUUUAUAUUGAUGAUGCCCAAUGGCUCUAAUACGAAGAUAGAAAAUAAAAAACAGAACAAAGAGAAUUUUAGGUUUGAAUGUGGCUCAACAUAGAGAUGGCAAACCACAACAAAUUCCAUUUAUAUGGCCAAGAGAAUACAUGAUGGUAUUUAUAGUCCCCCGACAACCAUGUACAAAAGGUUUUGUAUUGGAGAAAUGAGAAAUAAAAAGUAAAAGAACUUUAGGCUAGCAGUAGCACAAAUAUUGCAUUAUUGGGCAUUGAUGCAUGGUGCUGAAGUGAUGAUUUUCAAUAUCUUCUCUAACAUUGAUCUACUAACAUGCACAGUUACAGAGAAAAAUAAAGAAAAUUUAAUAAAGACAUGCAUGCAUAUAUAUAUUCACAAUUAAAGAUGAAGAAAAAGGCAAAGACAACAACAAAAUUUGUGGUGGUUCCACCAAGAAAAAGACGUUUUUGUGCAAAUGUUUUUUUAGUUUGUCUACUAAUUUUCUUAUGAAUUUCUUCAAAUUCAGAAUUUAUCUAUUUCUACUAGCAUCAUGUCUAUUUGGUUGUCAAGAAAAUAAAGAAAAUUAAUUUUCAUGAUUUUUGAGUAUAUAUCGGGCCUUUUCUCCACCAAACAAACUACAAAAAUUUAGCCUUAGUUUUCCUAAUCAUACAAUGAAAACAAUAAACAAACCAGAAUGAACUUAAAAAAUUAAACUAAACCAAAACCUCCAAACUGCUAUCAUUCACUAACUAGGCAAAUGUUUGAACCAAACUACCAAAGAUCUAACUAGAGACGUGCAAUUACCUUCAAUAGAAGGGGUUUGGAUAAGAGGGAGAGAUUUCAACUGCAGUUUUGCCCUAAAUUGGAUACGAAAUCUGUGGAGUUUGUAAUCUAGGGCUGCUGAAAUUAGUUCAAAGUUUUUAAGUUGGCUAUUAAUGUGGUUUGAAGCCAUUUCUAGUCUGCAUAUUAAUUUGAACAAAAGUGAGAUUUUGCCGGUGGGUAGAGUGGAGAAUGCUGAGUUAUUGACUAUUGUGCUUGGCUGUAAAGUGAGAUCUCUCCCUUCCACUUAUUUGGGGCUCCCUUUGGGUGCUUCACAUAAGUUGGUGAUGGUUUGGGACGGAGUGGAAGAGCGGAUGCGGAAGAAACUUGUCUUGUGGAAUUGGCAGUUCAUUUCUAAGGGUGGAAGAAUCACUCUCAUACGGAGCACUUUGGCAAGCAUGUCAACCUACCUUAUGUCAUUAUUGCGCAUGCCAAAAGUGGUUAAAUUAAUACUUGAGAAAAUUCAAAGGGAUUUUCUUUGGGGAGGGGGAGUGUUGGAGAAGAGGCCCCAUCUUGUAAAGUGGGUUGUUGUUUGUACUCACAAAAAUAUGGGUGGAUUAGGGAUUAGAAAUCUUUCCACUCUCAAUAGAGCCCUCUUGUGCAAAUGGAGUUGGCGUUUUGCGGUUGAAAGAGAUUCCUAUUGGAAGCUUAUUAUUAGUACGAAGUAUGGGGUUGAAAAAGGAGGGUGGAGCACUCGUGGGGUUAGGAAGGGCCAUGAGGUAGGGUUUUGGAAGGAAAUCAGUAAGGAAGGUUUGUUAUUGCUCAACAAUGUCUCAUUCUCGGUGGGGAUGGUAAAAUGGUGAGGUUUUGGAAAGAUAUUUGGUGUGGGAACAUUUCCCUUUGUGAGGCCUUUCCCUCUUUGUUUGAUUUAGCGGUUUCUAAAGGUGCGUGGGAGCGGACUAUUGGGAUCCAAUGGGGGAAAGAGGGAUGGUGGACUCCCCACUUCCUUAUACCUUUCAAUGAUUGGGAGGUGGAGAGAUUCCUUUCGUCCAUUCAAGGAAAGAGGUUGGAUACUGCUGUGGAGGAUAGGAUGGUAUGGAAAGAGACGAAAAAUGAGAUUUUCACUGUAAAGUCACUUUAUAAGUCUCUUGUUCAUAGCUGUGCAGUCUUGUUUCCGUGCAGUAUUAUUUGGAGUCCGUAUGUUCCUACAAAGGUGAGUUUUUUUGCUUGGGAAACCUCUUGAGGGAAGGUUCUUACUCAAGAUCAACUUAAGAGGAGGGGCUGGAUUUUAGCCAACAGAUGUUCCUUGUGUUGUGCUGAAGAGGAAACGAUAAAUCACAUCCUUGUUCAUUGCUCUAAGGUGAAGAUUUUGUGGGAUCUUGUGUUUUCUUUAUUUGGUGUUAAUUGGGUUCUUCCGUUUACGGUUAGAGACACUCUCUUAAGUUGGUAUGUUUCUUUUAAGGACAAGAAGCAUAGAAAGGUUUGGCGGGCAAUCCCUCUUUGUUUAUUUUGGACGGUUUGGAAGGAAAGAAAUAUGAUAGUCUUUGAUAAUGAGGUCUUGUCGAUUCAAAGAUUGAAAAAUUCCUUUGUUUGUAAUCUCUUUUCUUGGGCUAAAUCUUCUAUGGUUGUAGGCCCCUUAACUUUGUUUAACUUUGUAGACUGGUUGGGUUCUUGUUGAGGGCCAGUGAGGGCUUGUUUUUUGUUAUUUUUUUAGGUGACGCUUGUAUACUCCCUGUAUGCUCUGGGUUGCCUUUCAAACACCCUUUUUCUAAUAUAUCUUUGUGUGUUUACCUAUAAAAUAUAUAUAUAUAUAUAUAUAUAUAUAUUUGCAAAAAAAAAAAAAUGGAUAUGAAAGAGAGAGGGCCGCAAAGAAUUGGGUUUAUAUGCAGACCCAAUCUCUACCGCUUAGCCCACUGUUGGCAUAUUGGGCCUAUUUCCACUCCCCAUGAAAUACCAUGUCCAUAAUCAUUCUAUUGUUGUGGACAUAAUAGCACUCUAACUACAGCCCCGUACCCUAGGAAAUUUACCCACUUGAAUUUGGUACGAUCAUGACUAGUAGAGGCAAACCUCUCUUAAUCACAACUAUACACACCCCUAAGUCAUGAUUUUUGCUAACCCCUCUAAACACAACUGUACACACCUUUUGGUCAUGAGUUUUGCUAACCCUCACUAAAGUUGUGUGACUAUCUCCUCAUUUUCUCAUAGUGCUAUAAUUAUUUUUAAUUUAAAAAAACAGAAUCUUUUGUCUUAGUUUCAUGGUAGGUUUUAAGAAUAUAUGAAGAUGAUUUAUUCAUGUAUUUUCUAUAAGAGUUGAGUUACUGCUACUUUGUGUUUUUAAAAAAUAAAAAACAAGGAAAACGAAUCCAAACAACACUCAAAUGUGUAUUAGUUAUGAUCGAACUGCAUAAAUAUAAAUGGGCUUGAAAAUGACUCAAUUGUAUAUUUUGGUUCGACAGUUGAUGGAAGUGAGUAAAUGUAGUAUUGUAAGAUGGUUAAGCACGAAAUUGAAGUAAUCCUAAGGAAAUCUAAUAUCCAACUGUGUCAUGGGAUAUUUCAAUUCCUUGUUUAAAAAGUUGUAACUCAUCUAAAUUAAGACAUCUACACAAGCUAAACAACUCAAAAUCCGAUUAAGAAAGAAAGAGACACAACCCACCAAGAGACGUUAUGAGAAGAUUUGGCUGCAUAUCAAGCAUUUCUCCAGGUUCCUCAUCAAGGGUUGUCCUAAUAAUGCCUGCAUUCCGAGCAUUACUUUGGCCGCAUCUCAUUAUUGGAGCGGCCCGUUGCAGUGUGCUCUCCUCAUCAGCAGUAGAGCAAUGAAGUGAGUUUUUUCAUUGUGCAUUUGAUUGUGUGCGUGUUCUUCAUUAUUUCUCUCCUUUUCACACAUCACAUGACUAUCUUUAUGGUGUGUUGUCUUGCUUCUUCUAUCAUAUUUUCUUUCAUUUAUCCUCUAACACGCUUCCAGGACCAAUUUGCAGAAGAAAUGGACCCCUUUAUUUACUUUAUGCUGUAGUACAAGUCUUCAGCAAGUCCACUCCAAUCUCUCAUUUAGUGGAAGUGAGGCAUGGCUUGGAUUUCUCACCAACAUCUGUAAUUCUUAGAUCCGCAGGUUCAAUCUUUUGCUUCUUGUUCUCCUUUUCAGAAUUAUAUUAAUCAAUAGAAGCACUUUUCUCUAGAGGUAAUUUGGAGUGGUAACUCAAAUCUCUUCAUCUUUCUACUUCUCCAUAAUGGAUACUGCAACUUUUUCUUC